CGUCGGGCCCGUGACCGCUCUGGGGGCGGCGCCCUCCCGCCGCAGCCGCAGUGGCCGGCGCCGCAGCCAGGAGCCAUGGGCAACAUCUCCUCCAACAUCUCGGCCUUCCAGUCCCUGCACAUAGUCAUGCUGGGCUUGGACUCGGCCGGCAAGACCACGGUGCUGUACCGGCUCAAGUUCAACGAGUUCGUGAACACGGUGCCCACCAUCGGCUUCAACACCGAGAAAAUCAAGCUGAGCAACGGCACUGCCAAGGGCAUCAGCUGCCACUUCUGGGACGUGGGCGGCCAGGAGAAGCUGCGGCCGCUGUGGAAGUCUUACAGCCGCUGCACGGACGGCAUCAUCUACGUGGUGGACUCGGUGGACGUGGACCGGCUGGAGGAGGCCAAGACGGAGCUGCACAAAGUGACCAAGUUCGCCGAGAACCAGGGCACGCCGCUGCUGGUCAUCGCCAACAAGCAGGACCUGCCCAAGUCGCUGCCGGUGGCCGAGAUCGAGAAACAGCUGGCGCUGCACGAGCUCAUCCCGGCCACCACCUACCACGUCCAGCCGGCGUGCGCCAUCAUCGGCGAGGGCCUCACCGAGGGCAUGGACAAGCUCUAUGAGAUGAUCCUGAAACGCAGGAAGUCCCUCAAGCAAAAGAAGAAGCGGUAAAGCGCCCGGCAGCGUUCGGGAGCGAGGGGGGAGCGGGCGAGCGAGUCAAGAAUGAAUGAAUGGAUGGGUGGGCGCGCGAGAACCCGCGAACAAAGACAGCGAACCAAAGCGAUGCUUAGAAUUGUCAACACGGAAUCCCUGCACCCACACGCGGGACUGGUGACAACCCGCCUGCUCUCAACCUGCCCACACCCCCGGCUCAGGGGACCUUUUUGUCUGAACGCCAGAGCUACUGAUGGGGUGGGGGGCCGCGGUGGGGAGUGGACGUGCCGGUCCUGCUAUCCAGUCCGAGGCCCAAGUGGAAGGCUCAGAUAUCUGAGAGACAAAAGCGAUUUCUUCUUACUCCAGCAGGGCCAGAAGUUCAGGCUGCCCCGCCCCCACUGGGGGAUGCACCUGUGAGUUACCUGAGGUAUGCAGCUCCCAGAGUCCUGGCAGGACCCAGCUGGGCGCAUGUUGGCACUGGGGGGUGGUUUGGGGAGUGGUUUGGGGGGUACCACCACCCCUUGCAUUCAGGGGCUGUGGAAGCUGAGUAGUUUUAUGUCACAGGGCAGGCCCCUGUUGAAAUGUCAUUUGUCUUGGGGCUUGAGCCAUCAGAGGACUGCCUGGGACAAUGCGGCAUGGCAGCUGGAGAGGGCUCGGGCUCUGUGCUGGCCUUGGCUGGGAAUGGCUGCGGAGAUGCCCCUUUCCUGGUGCUUUGUGGUGGGCUACAGAAGACCAGUUUUGCUGAGAACUUCUUUUCAGCCUGGAAUCAGACAUCUUCCAGAUGGUUUGGACCCUGUCCAUGUGUAGGUCAUUAUCACACAAAGAGACCAAUAAAAAUUUUAAAAAAAAGAAAAGGAAAGAAAAACCUGUCAGAGGUGGUGGCAAAUGAUGCAUUUACUAUUUGCAGGAUGGUUAAAGGUGUUUAAAGGGUAAGGCUCUUUUGCGUAAAUGCUGGAUGGGGUGUGUGUGUGGGUACAGGGACCUCCCUCUACUGUGUAAUCAGCAUAAAUACCUAGAUCCAUAUGUGUGGAAUUUUAAAUUCUCUUAGCCUAAUGAUUGGUUUGGGUGUGCACACCAGCAGCAGAUGUGUGCUGAAUUGUAAGGGAUGUCUCUUGUAGUACUAAUCGCGUGAUGAUGGGUUUUUUAGACAUGUUUAAAAAAAAAAAAAAGUUUUACAAGUGAAUACUCACCUUAGAAAUAUUCACCUUAGGAAAAAAGACUUUGCUCUGCCCUUUUAUAUCCCUUUACGCUGCAAGUGGCGACGUGUUCAGAUUUCUAAUUUGGUUCAUUGUGGCCUAUCUGGUUUAAGUAUUUCUCAUUAAAUAUGUCUCAUUAGAAUAUUCAAUGUCAUGCACCAAAAAAUAAAAGCCCACCUUGUUGCAAAAGCUGACCACGUUGCAUGGAAUUUAAAAGUGAAGGAAAAAGCACAGGAUGAAGUCCGGAAUUCAUUCUUGCGGGAACUGGCCUUCGUAGCCAGCCAACACUUUGGGCAAAAGCAAACCACAAUGAGUGCUUGAGAUGAAAUAAAGCACCUGAUGUAAUGGUCACUGUACUCAGGCACUUCACAGUUUACUUGAAAAAGGCUUUGGAAAGUAGAUAAAGUGAAAGAAGAAUAAAUGCAUAUUUUUAAUAAUGUAAUUUUAAAAAUCCUUUAUAAUCAGGACUGAGUCUUGGUUUGCAGAAGCUGUCACUUACCCUGAAACACAGUAUCAGAAGGGAAACUUAAAACUUACUGUUUGAUUGUUUUUUUAAAUUUCCUCUUCCAAUCCAUGUUUUCGAGUAGAAUUAUGACUUCCCCCCACUCUUAUAUAUUUCUUUACAAAGGAGGCCUAUAGAAAUUGGACAUGAUCAUGCUUGAGCAUGUGAGUUAGUCAAAUUAUAGUCCAUCCCUAUUGUCAUUACACUCUGAAAGUUAACUUAAGAACCAGAGGCAGAAGUUCUGGCUUCCUGUUUGAAAUCCAAUUCUUAACGUGAAAUUUUGUAAAGGCAGAAACCUAGCAGCCCAUCUUCUUUUUCUCUUUUGUCGGUGUAUUUGGUACCCCUCCAAUGCUGGUCUUUUUGUAGAAACUCAGUAGAGAAAGUAUAGCAAGCAGUGUUGAAAAGCCUGCAAGAUUUCAGUUUACAUAUUGACAGCCUAUUCACUGAUUUCUAAAUGGGCUGGUCCCAUCAUCUGAAGAUUCUGUAUAGAAUUAUUAAAAUUUAAAAAAAUCCAUCUUUCUUUAUUUUCUUCACAUGCAACAAUUUCUUAAGCACUUUGACAUUUUGGUAGUUCUACACUAUUGAGAGAAUAAUAUAUUUAUUUUGUGACAUUGCAGAUGCCAAAUACUGUAGCCUUCUCAUGCUAACAAUACAUAGGUUCGAGGUCACUGUUCAAAUUCUGUCAUGCUUUAAAAAUGAUGCGAGAUAAUUUUGUUUUCUUGCGAUAUCAAUACUUAAGGGUGCAGUCAACUGUUAGUAAUUGUGCAGUAAAGUAAAAGCCCUGUGGUGUAUCAAUAGUUAAGAGUCUCAGUUGAUUUCUGUAAUGUUUGACCUAAUAAUAGCCCAUUUCGUCUCUGACCCUACAGAGGAAGCACAGAUAAAAUUACCUUGGAGUGGCCACCCAGGGGGAGUCCCCCCAACACAUCCAUCAGUGACUUAUUAUGCCUUCUGCCCUUUGGAGAAUGAAUGGGUUCCACAUAGAGGAAGGUGGCCUCCCCAUGUGAGCUUUUGAAAUGUUUUCUACCAGACACAGGGAGGCCAGUUUUAUUUCAGAACAAUUCACGGAUUCUCUGUUCUGGUGUUGGGACUGUGUCCUCUGGUUUCAGUUUUUGUUUCUACUGCUGUAAUUCUCUGUCUUGGUCAUCCUCCUUUUCGUUUUCAUCCCCUUUUAUAAUGCAUAUAUGAUGCUGUGAACAGAAAUAAAUUAUUUAUACAAUCAAACGA
Messenger RNA from Galeopterus variegatus (Sunda flying lemur), 3558 nucleotides. RefSeq names its product ADP-ribosylation factor-like 4C (gene ARL4C). Gene Ontology annotation, cellular component: cytoplasm. Bases 76 to 654 code for a protein of 192 amino acids. Lineage: Eukaryota; Metazoa; Chordata; Mammalia; Dermoptera; Cynocephalidae. Gene Ontology annotation, biological process: intracellular protein transport; endocytic recycling. Gene Ontology annotation, molecular function: GTP binding; GTPase activity. The transcript has a single exon. The record is from RefSeq and is a predicted model, not a curated record.